Cynocephalus volans (Philippine flying lemur) is the source of this 5063-nucleotide messenger RNA. RefSeq names its product paired related homeobox 1 (gene PRRX1). Gene Ontology annotation, molecular function: RNA polymerase II cis-regulatory region sequence-specific DNA binding; DNA-binding transcription factor activity, RNA polymerase II-specific. Bases 1075 to 1812 code for a protein of 245 amino acids. Gene Ontology annotation, cellular component: nucleus. The transcript is spliced from 4 exons. Lineage: Eukaryota; Metazoa; Chordata; Mammalia; Dermoptera; Cynocephalidae. Gene Ontology annotation, biological process: regulation of transcription by RNA polymerase II. The record is from RefSeq and is a predicted model, not a curated record.
CGGUCCGAGGGAAAGGAGGAAGAAGGAGAUUGUGAUGGAGAAAGGGGGUCUGUAAAACGUCAGGCACGGCACAAAGGCUUUGCCACGUAAUUACAGGCUCCUAUUAAGUCGAGAUCUGCCCUCCCAGGGGUCUCCAAUUUUCUUGUGUUCCCUACAAAGCCUCCUCUGCAUGCCAGUUUGUGCCUUUUGAAGUGCCAGAGAGCUUCUUGAUCCAACUGAGAAGGAAAAAGGAGCUCAGCAAGAAGAGGGGGAGAGAGAAGGGAAAGGGGGGAACCCAGCGCCACCCUCCUUCGUACUCUUGAAGCCCUAUUUUUUUUUAUUUUAUCUUUUAUUUUUUUACUCCUUACGAAAAGUAAAGUGAGAAUCCUGCUCUCUAAUACAUCUGCAAGACAUCACCCUCUCCUCCUGAAACUUUAGUCACUCCUGAGAAUCCACAGGAGUGCAGAGAGGGGGGAACACGUUUGCUUGAAGAUGUUUUAAAGCUGGAACAAGCCUUCUUCUGUUGAUGCUUGAACUCUUGCCUGGGAAUAACUUUUUUAACCCCCUUUAAAAAAAAAAUACCACUUUGAUUCUUCUCUCCCACCCCUUCUUCUCUCCUCUUCUGUUUGCCUAACUCCCCCGCCCUGCCGGCCUCCCCUUUCCUCUCUCUCCCUUCCUAUUAUUUUUGGUGUGCGCGUGUGGACGCUUUUGAAGAGUUGGAAGGGACUUUUUUUCUCCUGACUUGAACACAGGGUGACUUUUUAAUUUUAUUUUUUGGUGUGGAUUAUCUCUUUGGACCGCGCCGGAUUUGGCUUCAGGAAAGCAACCAAGGCUGCCGAAGGCUCCUGGUGCAGAACGCCGUGCUCUGCAGAAGGGGGUCCCCCGCCUUCUUUUCCACUUUUUUUUGGGGGGGGCCUUCCUCUCCUUCCCUCCCUCCUUCUCUCUCUCUCUCUCUCUUUCUCUUCCCUCUCUCUCUCUCCCUCUCCACUCCCCCCUCUUUCUUCCCCACUCGGCUCCUCUCCCCCCUCGCGCCCACAGCGUUUGGUGUUGAUUCGAGCGGGAAGAGGGGGGUGGGUGGGAUCGGAGGGGGAGACCAUGACCUCCAGCUACGGGCACGUUCUGGAGCGGCAACCGGCGCUGGGCGGCCGCUUGGACAGCCCGGGCAACCUCGACACCCUGCAAGCGAAAAAGAACUUCUCCGUCAGUCACCUGCUAGACCUGGAGGAAGCCGGGGACAUGGUGGCGGCACAAGCGGACGAGAGCGUGGGCGAGGCAGGCCGGAGUCUGCUGGAGUCGCCGGGACUCACCAGUGGCAGCGACACUCCGCAGCAGGACAAUGACCAGCUGAACUCAGAGGAAAAGAAGAAGAGGAAGCAGCGGAGAAACAGGACAACCUUCAAUAGCAGCCAGCUGCAGGCUUUGGAGCGUGUCUUUGAGCGGACACACUACCCUGAUGCUUUUGUGCGAGAAGACCUGGCCCGCCGGGUGAACCUCACCGAGGCCAGAGUGCAGGUGUGGUUUCAGAACCGAAGAGCCAAGUUCCGCAGGAACGAGAGAGCCAUGCUGGCCAAUAAAAAUGCUUCCCUCCUCAAAUCCUACUCAGGAGACGUGACUGCGGUGGAGCAGCCCAUCGUACCUCGUCCUGCUCCAAGGCCCACCGAUUAUCUCUCCUGGGGGACAGCCUCUCCGUACAGUGCCAUGGCUACUUACUCUGCCACAUGUGCCAACAAUAGCCCUGCACAGGGUAUCAACAUGGCCAACAGCAUUGCCAACCUGAGACUGAAGGCCAAGGAAUAUAGUUUACAGAGGAACCAGGUGCCAACAGUCAACUGAGGAAAAUAAAUAAUUAAACAGGCCUAAGAAGAAAUCAAAAACCAUAAGACACCUAUCCUGCUCUAUCAUUUCUUCAUCUGCUGGGAAAAAAAAAAAAGAGUAAAAACAAACAAAUGAAAAACAGAACUAAAAUAUUGGGACCAUGGCAGAGAAAAGCAGGAGAGGAGCAAAAUGAAAAUUAGUUAACAAGUGUUCCUCCUCCCUUUGGGAUACCACCACCACUUGUUUCUGUGUGUGUUUAUUUUGUUUUUCCUUCUAUUCAUGCUUUGCUUAAUAUACUCUGAGCUUCUUCAGUUAGGUUCAGCCCACCCACCCCCAUAAUUAUGUUUUAAAAAACUCUGCAGCAGUCAAGAAGCCAUAUAUAUAUUUAGAAUGAUUGCCUAUAGUUCCUCACUGACCUGUUCGAAACUCGGUGUCUUUCCCUGUCCUCUUCCCAGUUCUCUGUGUAGAAGCUCCAGGAACUUUUGAAAAGCCAAAGUUUUUCUGAAGAAUCUGUGCCAGAUAUGAUUCCCUUUCUCAUUGCCUUCAUCUCUGUUGGUCAUGGUAAGGUUUUUCCACCAGCUACUGGGAAAGAAAAAAUUGUGUACAACAUCUGGUCACUGGCCUAUCUGAUUCAAUGUGGUUGGCUGUGUCUGGCUAAUUCUAAUAUUUAAGCUCUAGAUUUAAGCUCCAGAUCUAAGGUCUAGAUUUAAGCUCUAAGCUAUAAAUUAUAAUAUCACCAUCGUCACCACCCCUCACCCCCAUCCAAACAUCUUAAGUUAAAGGUAUUUGUUGUCUUUGAAUGAUUUGUUGUCACUGAAAGAUUUCUUGUCACAGGCUAUUUGACAGAAGAAUUAUUUUUCACUUGAGAGAGAGAAAAAUUUCUCCAGGAAAACAAAGACUAAGUUGGCCUACAUCUCUUUGGUGCCUUAACAGUAGUCAGACGCACACAUAUAUAUACUGUAUAUAUUUAUAUAUUUUAUAUAUAAAAUAUUGCGAGCUGUUUGCAGUUCCUCAAACACUACAAAAAGCAAAUUUUAUACCAUCACCACUGUUCUUAUCUCUAUAAUGAUGAGACUUGCUAAUUAUGGAUCUUGCUAAUUUUCUUUUUUCUAUGCAAAAUUCUCAUUAAGGCCACAGAGCAAUUGAUAGGGCACCUUUUUUAAGAACAGGUUUUAUUUUCACAUUAAGACUUUCAAUGAAUUAAAAAGCUAUUUGAGACUACAAAAAUGUCUUUGAGUCUGGAGCCUGAGCUCUGGGGAAUGCUGAUCUGUCAUGGGAAUUACAUCCUGAUCUAUCGUGGGAAUUAAACUUAGAGAGAGGAGGGAAAGACAUUUAGUCAUCUGCUUUCUCCACUCAACAAGAAUCUAAAAGACACCUGUUAAAGUGGAAAACAUAAAGGUUGAUCUAAAUUCCAAAACUUUAAAAGGCGAUCAUAGGCUAUUUUUAUUUUUUAAUGUUUUGAAUUAAAUUUGAGCAUCUAGAGUUGGGAGCCAGGACUGAUCUUUCUUUCCUUCUUCCUCUUUGUUCCCAGCCAUGCUUUUGUAACUUGCCAGGUGGACUUGACCAAACCACAUUACCAUGCGGUGCCUCAGUUUACCUGUUUGUAAAAUGGGUUUAAUAAUACUUACCUACCUCACAGGGGUGUUGUGAGGCUCUAUUCAUUUGCUCCUUUAUUUUUUCCUGUAUUCUCUGGAUGUCCAGCACUUUGUAGCCUUGGGAGAAAAGGGACUCUAAAAGUAUACAAUGUUAAUGGAAUGGUACGGUACCUAGAGGCCUUGUUUUCUAGUAAGGAAAUGCUACCUUGCUAUAUGUACUUACCACCUUGAAUUUGGAAAUGAGAAAUAGGUUUACAUUUUCAUAUCUCUCAAUAAUCACAUCAUUUGACUGAAGAAUAACUUAAGACACACAGAGCAGUCAUAUGUUUAACUUAUAUUCUCUUCCUGACCAGGUUGGUUCUAAUAAUUUUAGUUAUCAGUGAUUAAAAAGCUUUAGAUUGAUUUUGGCCAAAUAUGCCAACUUUGUACUGUGAGUAACAGGCAAGGAAUUUUUGUUUUAAGAUGCACUUUUAGCACAUAUGUGUAUUUGCCUUGGCAUAUCAGAUUGAGCUAAUGGUGAUAUAUUUUCAGUCUAGCAGCCACCAAUCUGAAAAUGCGUUUCAAAUAUUGAUUCUGUAUUUCUUUCCAUAGUGAAAAGAAAGCCCAUCUUACGAUUUUACUUUCACCAACUGAUUCCCUCUUCUUUUAACCCACUAUUAAAAGCUUUCUUACUGAAUGGUUCAUGUAGGCUGGCUGAACAACACACAUUACUUGGUUCCUAGACAGUUCCUCGACACAUUCUUUUGUCCCAUUAGUUGCUGCGGAUUAUCAAGUUUCAAAGGAACAGUACAUCCUUACAGACUUAAACAUUAUUUGGUUUGUGAAGUGAGUGCAAUCCAACAAGUUGUUGAACUUUGUAGGUUUGGAGUUUGGGGAGAAUGGCUAAAAAAGGAUUUGGGUUAUAGGCAGGGAACAGAAAUCAUACAGGAAAAGGCUUUGCUUAAAAAAGGGAAGUCUUAGGAGAGGGAGUAAAGAGACAGAGAGUCAUGUGAAAUAAAGUCCUUUGAAACUUUAUCCAACAUUCAUUUCCAAUGGUGAGCAGAAAAGCCUAAACCCAAGAACCUGGAUGGUAGGUGAAAUUAGGUGGUUUUAUCCAAUGCCUUGGGCAAGUGAUGUCUGGGAAUAGCAAAGAGUAACCAGUGCUGGUCACACAUAGGGACAUUCAUUGCUGGUGAACCAGCACCACAAGCUUCUAUUAUCUAAGCACUUGAUCAAGAAGUAUGCACAUAGUACAAGCACUCAGUUUUGCUCAUUUAUUAUUGAUAUUUUUAAAAAAUACAAGUUUGAUAUGUGAUUUGGAGGAACUGCCUUCUAGCUCUUACGCCAGUUGUCAGCAGAGGGCCUCAGGGCCACAAGCUUCAAGGCAUACCCCUGGUAGUCACCGUCAUCAUAUCAUUAUACCCAGACACAGAUGAAUACAUACAAACUGUCUGUGUCCCCAAUACCUCCCCAAACAAGAUGAUGAUUUAUAAGGUACUUGGCAGGUUAAAUUAAACCAGAAGAGAUGACCUAAUAAAAAAAGGGAAAUGACAUUUAGGGUAUAAAGAUCUCAUAAGAAAUGUAAUAUGUAAAUUAUAUCUUGCUUUAUGAUGUAAAAUGUACAUUGUUUGCGCUAGAAUAGAAAUGAUUCCUUUUCAAUAAAAAGAAGGAUACUACUAUGUCCUUUGUUAUGUA